Messenger RNA from Telopea speciosissima, 932 nucleotides. RefSeq names its product G-type lectin S-receptor-like serine/threonine-protein kinase RLK1. The coding region runs from base 1 to 930 and encodes 309 amino acids. The transcript is spliced from 4 exons. The record is from RefSeq and is a predicted model, not a curated record. NCBI's taxonomy places the organism in Eukaryota, Viridiplantae, Streptophyta, Magnoliopsida, Proteales, Proteaceae. Gene Ontology annotation, molecular function: ATP binding; protein kinase activity. Gene Ontology annotation, biological process: protein phosphorylation.
AUGUGCAAUUGCCAGCUUGAGAGACGGGAACUGUUGGAAGAAGAGCCUACCGGUUAUAAUAAUCUUGGUGGGUCAAAUCCUAAUGGAGAGGAUCAGAAAGAUAAAGCAGGUUUGUUCAGUGUUGUUGCAGCUGUGCUAUUAGACCUGGAGGAAGCUACAGAUGGAUUCAAGGAAGAGCUGGGAAGGGGAGCUUUUAGUGUUGUCUAUAAAGGGGUCUUGGGUUUGGAUUCUAAACUUGUAGCUGUAAAAAAGACAACACAGGCUCUUGAAUUGGUCUACGAGUUCAUGAGCAAUGGCAGUUUAGCAAGCUUCCUUUUUGGAUCUCCAAGGCCAGAUUGGAACCAGCGAACCCAGAUUGCAUUCGGUAUUGCAAGAGGGCUUAUGUAUUUGCAUGAAGAGUGCAGUGUCCAGAUCAUCCACUGCGAUAUAAAGCCUCAAAACAUACUUCUCGACGACUCUUAUACAACAAGGAUUUCUGACUUUGGAUUGGCCAAGCUCUUGAUGACUGAUCAGAGUCGAACUAACACGGCCAUUAGAGGGACCAAAGGCUAUGUUUCACCUGAAUGGUUCAGGCACAUGCCUAUCACAGUUAAGGUAGAUGUGUAUAGCUUUGGUGUCAUGUUAAUGGAGAUCAUCUGUUGUCGGAAAAGUGUUGAACUAGAAAUGGGUGGUGAUGACGAGAGAGCAAUUCUGACCGAUUGGGUUUAUGAUUGCUGUCGAGAAGGAAGGCUAGAUGCUCUGGUGGAAAAUGAUAUGGAAGCAAUGAAUGAUAUUGGAAGGCUAGAGAGGCUAUUGAAGGUAGCAAUUUGGUGUAUUCAAGAAGAGCCAUCACUGAGUGAGACCCACUAUGAGGAAGGUUGUACAGAUGCUGGAAGGAAUUGUUCAAGUUUCUAUGCCGCCACACCCUUAUCUUUUCAUCUCAGUUGUUGAAA